Messenger RNA from Rhopilema esculentum, 5198 nucleotides. NCBI's taxonomy places the organism in Eukaryota, Metazoa, Cnidaria, Scyphozoa, Rhizostomeae, Rhizostomatidae. The record is from RefSeq and is a predicted model, not a curated record.
AAUGUUUGACCCUUUUUUAUCCCGACGGAUUAGGCCCUUUUUCUACUUCCAAAGAUCGGUUUCAUGGUAAAGCGAGCCUUCACCUUCAAUUUUGUUUACUUAUUAUAUUUAAUUGACACCAAAAGAGUAGUCUAAUUCUUAUCUCGUCUUUCUAUGUUACUUUUGACUUUGAGGACGGUUUUUUUCAAAUUUAUAUUAUAUCACAGCCAAUGUUAAUGUUUUAAUGUUGAUCCUGCCUGGCCCUUCGCCACAUCUAGAUUAGUUCCACUUUACCCACCCUCACUCAAAAUAUGCUAACAUCGAAAUCAUUAAACACCUUACUAACUAUAUCAACUUAUAUAAAAAUCUCUCAAGUAUUAAGUGCAUCUUCUAAAAACUUCCCACAUAUUUGCUGCGAACGAACAGGUUUCAUUUCAAUAUGCCGCGAAUAUAAUCGAUAUACAAUAUACUCGGAGGAACCUCCUCCGCCAACCUCGGCAUGGUUUGGAGUUCGUUUAGGAUCAGCUGAUUUGACCAAAAAAUGCUUAGAUGAUGCUAAAAUAGAAAGUUUGGCAAUAACAAUAACCCGAAACGAUCUUUAUUUUGUUGCGGAGGGGGGUAACCAAAAUGCAGUGGGUCAUGUGGCUUUUCCACGCGCGGUCGACCAAUCAGCUGAUUUUAAUCAUGUGUUUCCCAGGUUUAGGCGGGAACUCGAGGGCGGGAAAAUCCAAGUCCAUAAAUGUAUACAGAAAUGCCCUUCUCUUUACUCGUUGCAAAAUGCCGAAAUUUACAAAUGUGUGCAAAAACCCUUUACACGAAGAAUGGAACGAAAAUAAUGAUGAUUCGAAAUGUAUACAUUUGCGAGCCUACGGACUAAGCGAAGUUUUAAAUGUGUACAAAAGACUUAAAAUCGAUCAUUGCGGAGACCAAUCACGGUAUAUCUCUCAUAGCUGCUGUUACUGUUUAAGUGUUUGCCUUAAAAAAGAGGAGUUCACAAGACACCUGAGCAGUGAUUUACAGAUUUCAUUGAAAGAAAAGGUAAGCAGGUGCUCUUAGAUUAAUGUAAUUUGAAAAUAAGUUAAUUAAAUAUUAUUUUAAUUACAAGUUUCAGAAUAAGGUAACACAAUUGUUUGCUAGAUAAUUAGUUGAAUAUCUAUAUCUUACACUUUCAAGAAAAUUCGUUUAAUAGGUUUUGAACUUUCAAGGACUUGAUAUAUUUUCAUUUAUCAAAAUGUUUCAAUACAGGCUUUUGGUAUGCUUUGUUCAAAUUGUGUAAAACUUAGAAUUAGAAAAUAUUUUUAGAUGCAGUUUAAUAACUAAAAGUAACUAAAAAAUAACCUUAUUUGCAGAUCAACAACAUUCUGAAAAAACAUGGCCUUGACCAGGCUGAUUCCCCAGAAUUAACUUCUGAUAAUGAAAUGGAAUGGGAAUCCUCUGAAAUUUCAACCCAAGGUUUUAGCCAAGAGAAUGACUCAACCACAUUGACAUUGAGCUCUCCUAGCCAGCAACUAAUCCUCUCACAAGAAACAGAUUCUCUGAUCCCAAGUGCAGAGACAAAAGAUAAUGCUUGUCAAACAGAGAGCUCCAUGAGUAAUUCUGUUUUAAUUGACAAGGUAGAAUAUGAAGAACUUAUCUUUAAAGCAUCUAGGUCAUUUAACCUACAAAAAGAAGUAACAAAAGUAAAAGAAAAAUGCUUUGCGCUUUAUGGAGAUGAGGGAAGUCCUGAAAUGGACCCAUCAAAAUUUGAAAAAAUUUGUCAAGAUGCAGAGGCUCCAAACAUUUUUCCCUACAUCUACAAUGCUUUGAGUGUAGAGAGAAUGUCAGAAAAUCGACUUAUGCUGAACAAAAUACGCACAAUGGUAAUUAUUUAUGUAAUGAUUUUUGGACAGUCACAAAAGUCAAAUUGGUUUCAGGUAGCUCUAUCAAGAACAUUGUCACAAUAUGGCAUAAGUGAAUGUGGAUUGACUGCUUUAAGAAAUCUAGGAAUAGCAGCACACCCACGGACAACAAAAAAGGCAACAGCUUCAGUGGCAUCGAAUCAUCUGCAACAAGUGCAAAGCUUUUUCCAAGAAGCAACGGAUAAAGGGCACUUCAUUGUGAUGUUCAUUGAUGACUAUCAUAAUAUUCAUACCAAGCAUCGUCCAAAUGAGAAGCAGCGGUCGGAAUCAGUUCACAUGGCCACCUUGAUGGUAAAAGUAUUUGAAAAAAUAAAGGCUGUUCCACAGGAGGGAAAUGAAUCACCACUGAGCGAGAAUCCUGCUGAUAUCAACAUUCUUCAUCAGAUGAUCAACCAAAACAUGUCAACUUUGUCAAAAUCAUAUGCUCAAGAAAUGCCUGAUUGGGUACUUGCCAAAUAUUUUGACCAAACAUCUGAAAGACAAAGAUUAUUAGUGCAUGACUAUCAACAAACAGAAAUUAGGAAAAUGAGGUCAAUGGAAAACACAAAAUUGGUGGACAGCAUAGAGAUUAAUUUAAAGUCAUUUGAAGAUCUUGUUACAGCUUUGAAUCAUAUGCUUGAGAAUGGCUUGUCCAUUUACCUUGACAAAUUCUUUGUUCCUUUUGUUGGUGACUGGCCAACUCAGUUUUAUAUGCGCCAGUUAGCCUAUUCCAAAACAAGCAUCAUCUUCAAUCGAAGCAACAUUCUUCCAUUCAUUGGGCCUCUUCAUAUCUCUUUAAAUUCAAGAGAAACUGUCUUUCUUACUUUCUUUGCCAUCUUCAAAGAGCUCUACUCUUUCCUUUUUGGUCCAAAAGCCUUUCUUGCACAGAAACCCAAGCCUUGGCUCCAGUCUUUGCUGUUAGAAGUUCUUUAUGGAGGCUGGUCACUUAUUCGAAGUGAAAUUAUAUCCAUCUUUUCACAUUGCAAAGACAUAGAAUAUCUUACCUUGAUAAACCUUCUUGAUAACUAUUGUCCUCUUGUUUUAAGCAUCUACUCUAUUGCAUUCAAAAACAACUACACAGAGCAUUACUUUCAAUCAGUUCUUCGCUGCUGGAUCAUGCUUUCUGUCUUCAAAAGAAGACACUAUGAUAAAGCAUUGUUGAUUCUCCUCACAACAUAUGAGUACUUGAAGAAAAUCAAUCAUCCUCUUUUUCAUGUCAUCUCAAAGUUUUUGGUUGCCUUUGAUGAAUAUUCAGUUGAAAAUUUUCAUUCAAUACUAAGAGGAAGGACAAAUGUUACAGACAAUGCUGCCCAGAUUUGCCUUCAAGCAAGGGAAAUUGAUGCCUGCAAACAUGAGCUCCAUGCUUUCAAAUCUUGGUUUGUGCCACCAAGGAGAUACAACUUCUGCCCAAGCAAAGUACAAAGAUUAAAGUUCAAGGCAGCUGAAUUUCUCGUAAAAAAGUUCAAAACACUUUUAACAAGCCCAUCCAAAGCAAGCAGGCUCCAAAGAACUCAAAAUCAACCGAAAAAUGUCACAAAGUGGUCACUGCCAAAUUUGUUUGGAGAAACUAUUGUCACAAACAAAGUCUUGCCUUUUGGAUUCUCAUCUCUGGAACAUCCUUCUCCCGAACGGUAACUCAGCAUUUUUGAUCAGAAUUAUAAUAUAUAGUCAGGGGUUCUAAAAAUUAUGAGGAAUUAGAUACAAUCAAAACAUCAUUCAUUUCAAUUAUAGAAUGUUGCAAUCUGUAUAUAUGUUUGUAUAUGUUUAUAUGUAUGUGAUUUAUAUAAAUCUUGUCGAACUCACGGACUUUGUAACACCUUCUUUUGUAGAAAAUGUGACAAAAAGAAUUGCUCAUUGGUGAGCCCUUUGUGGCGUAUAUUUACCUGUGGACAUUCGUUUCACUGUCAGUGCAACCUUCCAAACGUCAGUGAGUGUCCUGUUUGCAAAGAUGCACUGAAGAAUAAAAUUGAUUUGUUGGCAAAACGAGCAAACAGUGCUGUUUUCCGCCCUCAUGAUGUUGAUGAAGCCGGGGACGACGAAGUUAUUGCGGAUGACGAUGUGUCUGACUUUAAAGGAGAGCCUGAAAACCGACCUUCUGAUGAUUUUGAUGAUGUUGAGAUGGACGAUACCCAUUACACAGAUAGAGCCCUGUCAGCUUUGGUAACCGCAAUUUGUCAGUGGCCACGUGCAGCCCCGCCGCAAUCUUAAAAACUCCAGUCUUCGCCUUCCACUGAACUCACUUUCGAAAAUUUAUUCCAAACCAUGCCGAGGUUAGCGGAGGAGGUUCCCCCGAGUUUUCGCAGCAAAAUACUUGAGAGAUUUUUAUAUAAGUUGAUAUAGUUAGUAAGGUGUUUAAUGAUUUCGAUGUUAGCAUAUUUUGAGUGAGGGUGGGUAAAGUGGAACUAAUCUAGAUGUGGCGAAGGGCCAGGCAGGAUCAACAUUAAAACAUUAACAUUGGCUGUGAUAUAAUAUAAAUUUGAAAAAAACCGUCCUCAAAGUCAAAAGUAACAUAGAAAGACGAGAUAAGAAUUAGACUACUCUUUUGGUGUCAAUUAAAUAUAAUAAGUAAACAAAAUUGAAGGUGAAGGCUCGCUUUACCAUGAAACCGAUCUUUGGAAGUAGAAAAAGGGCCUAAUCCGUCGGGAUAAAAAAGGGUCAAACAUUUCGUAGCUUUUCUCGCGUCUCCGACAAUAUUUCAAAAAUGGGGACGACAAAGUUUUAGAUAUGCCUUUUUUCUAUUCAGAAUUGUAGAAAGUUCUUGAAAAAUGAAAAAUUUCGCGUUCAGCGUUAACUUUUUGUAGAUGCUGUUUUUCCCCAUUGCUUUGUAUAGGAGAAGCAAAAGUCAAUGUUGCGUUCGAUUUCUUCUAUUUUCUCCUCAGUUUUCUAUUGUCUUUUACGCGUUUUAAUUGGCUCGUGACGUAUGUAAACAAACAAUCUGAUUGGCUGAAAACAUUUUUCAUCCUUGUUAUUUAUGACCAUUUGCAGUACUUUGCAGACUUUGUGGACUUUGCAGACUUUGCAAACCAUUGUUGAAAUUUUGUCAUUUGGCAGUUAAGAGAUAAAAAGAAUUUAUUUAUAACAUAUCAUUCCAAUUAUGUGUUAUCAAUUAUGCAAGCAAUUUGAUAUUUUUUAUUACUACAUUCGUAGACACACAGACUAUUAACCAUAAAUCCACAAAGUUAGUGAAGCCCACAAAGUCUGCAAUGUUCGCAUUGUAAACCUGGCCAAAGAUGUUGUCUUUUCAUUCUUACUUUUGUCUUUUAUCUUUUGUUUUAUGAAUAUGAAUCUCAAUUAUUAUACCAUCCUGAAUUUUGAUCUUUUUUAAUAAUAAUUUUAUUUACU